Porites lobata is the source of this 1696-nucleotide messenger RNA. The record is from the annotation of a GenBank genome assembly. NCBI's taxonomy places the organism in Eukaryota, Metazoa, Cnidaria, Anthozoa, Scleractinia, Poritidae.
AUGCCAUUCAUUUUCGCCAUGUUUGAAGUCUUUGCCAUCAUAUUUACUUUAAUAGCCAUGUUUGCUUUAGUCUACAAGAAAACAAGGCAAAUUAUCCUGUGCUCGCUUCUCAAUAUUCUGAUUGAUGUUUUCUACAAGCGAAUAAUAGCUGAUAAAAGCCGUCCAGGUAUGUGCAUGGUAACAAAAUAUAUUUUGUCUUGAAUUCAGUAACAGCCAGUCGUAGUAUAGACUACGAGUAGUCCCCCAUUUUUCCUCAGGGAUAGUAGAGCGAGGGAAACGCGAGCGCCCGUGAAAAUCACCCCACGCGAGAAAGGCGAGACGCGGUGCGUGUCGCCUUUUCUCGCGUGGGGUGAUUUUCACGCGCACUCGCUUUACUAUCCCUGAGGACAAAUUGGGGACUACUCGUAGUCUAUUUACAUACCUUCUUGAAAAUUAUUGUCCGGCAUAACCAUACAGAAAGGACUUCUGUUCACACGCAGGAACGGUUGUGACAGAGCGAAGCUGCGCCGGGCCGAUCACAAAAAGUGGAGCGCGCGAAAAGCUAUCCUGUGUCGUGCGUAUAGCCUAAAUAUUGUUUGAGUGAGCCCUUUCAGUGCUGUAAUUAAAAAUGAAAAUGAAAAUGAUCCUAGUUUUGCCGAUCAAAGGCGCGCAUCAUCAGGGAUAGGAGGAGCUAUACUUGUAUUAAAAUAGUCUCUAAAAAGAAAGGACUGCAAGCUCACUGCAUUUCUCACGGAACUUGAGGGUUGGUUUGUACUUGCCUGUAUAAAAUGCCUCACCGGUACAGGCGUAGAUUUGCAGGGACAUUUUCGUUCACAAUAAUCUUGCCUUCGAUGCCUUUAAGAUAGUCAUUAGUGAUGUAAGACUAAAUAUGUUUUCACAGAGGAGUUUUCUAUAUCUCUCUCCAUGCAAGUUCUUGACAAAUUUCUUGUCUACCAGUUUGGGUAAAUUUGUUCAGAAUCAAGACAACAGCUUAUCAUUAGCGGUGAUUUAAUUCAUUCUCAAGACGUGUAAUUUAUCAUGAUUUACCACCAAGCAACGAAACUAAAUAUAGAAUCUGAUACUAGGUUUUAUAGUAAAGUGACAAAAAGUCGCGUGCACUUCGUACCUAAGUUAUUUCGGUUUUGUUUAAACAUGUUUUCUUUUUACUGAAACAGCCGUGUUCAAGAAUUAUCUUCAGAUGUUUCCAUGGUUGUAUCAGCUAGAAGCUAACUGGGAAGCUAUUCGAGAUGAGCUGAUUUUGUUAGUGAAAAAUGGCGCUGGAAUGUGCAACGUACACACAACUGGUGGCAGCGAGCUCAAUACAGAAAGCAAAUGGAAACUGGCGAUGAUUUUAGGCUACGGCAAAACCAUAGACGAGGUUAAGUCUUUUUUUCCUGUCACACUCUCCAUAUUAACAAAGCUUCCUGAAGUUCAAAAUGCUGCAUUUUCACUUCUGAAAGCACGAGGAUCAAUUCCGCCGCACUGUGCGUCUACAGCGUCUAUUCUUCGCUAUCAUCUGGCGUUGAUUGUACCAGACAACGGGAAACGUUCAUGGCUGACAGUAAAUGGCGCUGAUGUACCAUGGAAAGAGGGAAAAGGGAUCUUGUUCGACGACACUUUUGAACAUUCUGCUUGUAAUGGUUCAGAAAAGGAUCGCGUUGUGCUAAUUGUUGACAUUAUUAGACCAAACCUGGGACGUGUAGAUGGAAUGAUUUAA